AUGAAAAUAGACAUAUCAAAUCCAAACACUGGCCAAGUUGUAACGGAUGAUAUAAUAGAAGAAGAGAUUCUAGAGCUUUUUCCGGUGAAAUCCCUCGUUAGAUUCAAAUCCGUGUCGAAACAAUGGAAAUCGAUGAUCGAAUCCAGCUAUUUCGCCAAGAAACGUCUUGCUCGAUUUCCAAAUCCGAAACUCGUUGUUCUUCGGUCGGAGAUAUCUACUGAUCGUUGUUGGUCGUCUAGUGACUUGCCAGUUAGUGUGGGAUUUGGAAGAGACAUUGUUACAGGAAAAUACAAAGUAAUCUUGAUGUAUUUGUUCGACUCUAGGACUCUUAUCAAGGCCGAAGUCUUUAACCUCGACAAUGGAGAACGCAGAUACAUAUAUUUCCCCAUUUUUCACAAUGAACUUUGCAAUGAUAAAACAUCAAUAUUUGCAAAUGGAUCGCUUUACUGGUUGACAAAGCCAGUUUCUGUUUUCACGAGUAAACUCACAAAUCUUGGAGCCAUAGAUCUUCACACAGAAAAAUUCCGCUAUGUCUUGUUACCGACUUGGUACACCAUAUACUCGGAAAGUGCAUACUUAUGGAGUCUAAGAGAUCGUUUAUGUCUAUCUGAUGUGCCGCAAUAUUCGAAUUAUGUGGGCGUAUGGAGUUUGCAGCAAGAAAAACCGAGCGUGAAGUGGGAAAAGCUUCUUUCAAUUAAUAUUUCAAAUAUUAAUUGUUUAGACGUAAACUACUGGAAGCUUGGUCUAGCGGCUGGUUUUCUUAGGCAUGGAAAAAAUAAGGCGUCUAAAGAGGAAGUAAUGAAUGAACACAACAGAACCGUGUUGUAUACGGAGAAUUUGGGUUCUUCUGUCUAG
Messenger RNA from Arabis nemorensis, 855 nucleotides. Lineage: Eukaryota; Viridiplantae; Streptophyta; Magnoliopsida; Brassicales; Brassicaceae. The record is from the annotation of a GenBank genome assembly.